This is a messenger RNA of Medicago truncatula (barrel medic), 4437 nucleotides long. RefSeq names its product putative disease resistance RPP13-like protein 1. NCBI's taxonomy places the organism in Eukaryota, Viridiplantae, Streptophyta, Magnoliopsida, Fabales, Fabaceae. The transcript has 5 exons. The coding region runs from base 119 to 3676 and encodes 1185 amino acids. Gene Ontology annotation, molecular function: ADP binding. The record is from RefSeq and is a predicted model, not a curated record.
ACUUUACUAAAACCAAAGCUAGAUCAGAUUUCUUUCACACACUCCUUUUGAAGAUAUUUCUUAUACAUACAUAAUCCUGCAUUUUGUUUGCUGUGAUUUCUUACAAACUAAGCAACAAAUGGCCACUAGUACGAACGAAACACUCUCAACUCAUGUGAAGGUGUUGCUAGACAAAAUUGUUUCUAAUCAUGGGUUCAUGGACAACUUCCGGACCACUAAGCUUGACCUUUCACUCUUGAAAAAACUCGAGAAAAAACUGCUGAGGAUUUUAGAUGUACUUCAUUAUGCUUCUGUUGCUGAUGUCAAUGAAUGGUGGUUGGAUACGCUGAGGUAUGCUCUCUUUGAAGUUGAUAAUUUGUUUUACGAAAUCAAGACUGAGGCGUUACGCUGCAAAGUAGAAGCUGAGCAUCAAAUUGCUACUACAUCUCAGGUGCAUUAUCUUUAUUCUCCUUUCACAAGGUUUGAUAGGGUCAGCAAUUCUCAAAUGCAGAAAUUAAUUGGAAGAUUAGAAUUCUUGAGUUCUAUUUAUAGAAGAAACAAUGAUGUAAAGAAACUUAAACAUCUUUUAUUUUCUAAUGAUGGAGAUGAUCAAAUAAGAAUUAUUUCCAUCGUGGGAAUGGUAGGGAUUGGUAAAACAGCCCUUGCUAAACUCCUUUACAACGAUCCUCAUGUAAAGGACAAAUUUGAGUUAAAACUGUGGGUAGAUAUGUCAAAAUAUUAUGAGGAUUUUGUUGAUAUCAGUGUUUUUGAAACCAACAUUAAAUCUAUCACUUCACAUGCAAUCAUCAAUCAUAACUUGGAUGCAGAAGGAAACAUUGACGUGAAUAUCGUGUACCCAAAUUUUUUAUUAGUAUUGGAUGACGUUUUGGAUGCAAGAUCUGUCAAUUGGACAUUACUGAUGGAUAUGUUAAACGCUCAGAAAACGGGUAGCACAAUUAUCAUCACAACACGAGAUGAAAGAGUUCCAAAAUCCAUGGAAAGCUUUUUUUAUGUCCACUAUUUGAGACCUUUGGAAAGCGAAGAUUGCUGGUCUAUAGUUGCCAGACAUGCAUUUGGACCACGUAACUACCAAAAACUAUCAAAUCUUGAAGAAAUUGGAAGGAAAAUUGCAGAAAAGUGUGAUGGAUUACCAUUAGCUGCAGUAACAGUUGCGAGUUUUCUUCGUGAAGAAUUUUCCCAGGAUUACUGGAAUAAUGUGCUAAUACGUGACAUUUGGGAAUUGGUACAAUAUGUCGUCCAACCUGCGCUACAAUCGAGCUACAAUUCUCUUUCAGCUCCUUUAAAACAGUGCUUUGAAUAUUGUUCAAUUUUUCCGAAGAAAUACAUCUUAGAAAAAAAUGUGGUGGUUCAGUUGUGGAUUGCAGAAGGGUUGGUAGAAUCCUCCGCAGAUCAGGAAAAAGUCGGAGAAGAGUACUUUGAUGAACUAGUGUCAAGAUCGUUGAUACAUCGACAAUCUAUUGGCAAUGAGGAAGCAAACUUUGAAAUGCAUAGCCUCCUCCAUGAUUUUGCCACAAUGGUUUCAUCUUCAUAUUGUACCAGGUUGGACGAACAGAACUUACAUCAAAGGAUACGUAAUUUAUCAUACAAUAGAGGGCUAUAUGACUCAUUUAAUAAAUUUGAUAAAUUGUAUGCAGUAAAAGGUCUACGUACCUUUCUAGCAUUACCAUUACAAAAACAACUACAUUUUUGUUUGUUAUCAAACAAGGUAGUACAUGACUUGCUGCCAACAAUGAAACAAUUACGCGUGUUGUCUUUGUCAAACUACAGGAGUAUCACCGAGGUUCCCAACUCUAUUGAAAAUUUGUUAUACCUGAGGUACUUAAAUCUUUCCCACACUAAGAUUGAAAGGUUGCCUUCUGCAACAUGCAAGCUUUAUAAUCUGCAGUUCUUGUUGUUGGCAGGCUGUAGAAGGCUCAUUGAGUUGCCAGAGGACAUGGGGAAAUUGGUUAAUCUACAUCACCUUGACAUUAGUGACACUGCAUUGAGGGAGAUGCCCGUACAAAUAGCCAAACUAGAAAAUCUCCAUACUUUGUCCGACUUUGUUGUCAGCAAGCAUAAUGAUGGAUUGAAGCUAGCGGAGCUGGGAAAAUUUCCCCACCUGCAUGGAAAACUUUCCAUCUCACAGCUACAAAAUGUUAAUGACACAUUUGAAGCAGAUCAAGCCAAGAUUAAGAUGAAAGAACAAAUAGAAGAUUUAGCUUUAGAAUGGGACCGUGGUACUACUUUCCCUGAUUCACCAAUUCAAAGUGUUGUACUUGAACGUUUGCAACCCUCAACAAAUUUGAAAAGUCUCACCUUAAAAGGCUACGGUGGAUUCAGCUUUCCAAAUUGGUUGGGUGAUUUUUUAUUCAGCAACAUGGUGUACUUAAGGAUCUCGAAUUGUGAUGAUUGUUUAUGGCUUCCACCCCUUGGACAAUUGGGUAAUCUGAAAAAACUCAUUAUUGAAGGGAUGCAAUCAGUAGAGACAAUUGGUACUGAGUUCUAUGGAAGUGACGGUUCUCUUUCAUUUCAACCAUUUCCCUGCUUGGAGACUUUAUACUUUGAGAACAUGCAAGAGUGGGAGGAAUGGAACCUGAUUGGAGGUACGGCUAAGGAGUUUCCUAGUCUGAAAACUUUAUCACUAAGUAAGUGCCCGAAACUGAGAGUAGGUAACAUACUUGACAAAUUUCUUUCCUUAACUGAAUUUGAGUUAAGAGAAUGUCCUCUAUUGGUGCAAUCAAGGCCAUCAUCAGAUCCUGUGUUCACAACAAAUUCUCUUCAACAGUUGACUAUAGACGUCUUUCCAUCUUAUAUGUCUUUCCCAACAGUCAGUCUACCAAAAACCUUGAAGUCUCUCAUAAUCAGUAACUGUGAGAGUCUAGAGUUCCUUCCUCAUGAAUACUUGCACCAUUACACAUCACUUGAAGAAUUGAAAAUAUCUUAUAGUUGUGAUUCAAUGACAUCAUUUCCCUUGGGCGCUCUCCCUGUCCUCAAGAGUCUCUUUAUUGAGGGUUGUAGAAAUCUGAAAUCGAUAUUAAUUGCAGAAGACGGGUCGCAGAAGAGUCUCUCAUUUCUUAGAAGCAUCAAAAUAUGGGAUUGUAAUGAACUGAAGUCAUUUAUGCCAUGCGGAUUGCACACUCCAAACCUCAUUCACUUUGCAGUUUGGAAAUGUCAGAAGCUUUCUUCACUGCCAAAAGCAAUGAACACUCAAACUGACCUUCAAGAAAUGGAAAUCGAUGAUCUUCCAAAUCUUCAAUCUUUUAUCAUAGAUGAUUUGCCUAUCAGUUUACGGGAACUGACUGUUGGCUCUGUUGGAGGGAUUAUGUGGAACACCGAGCCAACUUGGGAACAUCUCACUUGUCUUUCAGUGUUGCGAAUUAAUGGCAAUGCUAUGGUGAACACGCUGAUGGAGCCACUGCUACCUGCAUCGCUUGACACACUAUGUAUCAGUGGUCUUAAUGUUGCAAGCAUUGAUGGGAAGUGGCUUCAAAAUCUCACUUCUCUCCAAAACCUUGAGAUUGUUAACGCUCCCAAACUUAAGUCAUUGCCAAAAAAAGGAUUGCCUUCCUCUCUUUCGGUACUAAAUAUGACUCGCUGCCCAUUGCUCAAAGCAAGUUUGGGAAGGAAGCGACGGAAAGAGUGGCGUAAGAUUGCUCACAUUCCCACCAUAAUUAUCGAUGAUGAGUUGAUCACAUGAGCUUCCUUUCUGGAAAUAAAUUCCGUGUCACCCCUGAUUUUGCCCAAUCCUGCUGCUGUGAGGAGCCAAAUUUGCAUGCACGAACUGCAACCAAUUCUAGUAAAUGUUGUACUGAUGAGGAACAGAUGAAAAUGAGAAACAACAACUGACUGCAAAUAUGUUAGAUCUGCCAAUGACUUCAAGCGUGAUUGAUGGCUUGCACCAAGAUGGCAACAGUGGCAUCUGAGUUUUUUUUGCAGGAUUCAGAAAAAGAGAUACAGGUCCUCUGUUUGGUGAAAGUAUAUGUGAUUUUGGCAUGUCCUGUGUUGGGAAGGAUCUUUGAAAAGAUGUUGCCCUAUUUCUACCAUCAAAUUUAUUUGGAAUAUCCAGGCCUUCAUGGAGAGAUCCUUGACAGUAGCCGGGGCACGUUCGUCCUUUAUUUCACACAUUAAGAGAAGGAGCAUCCAAACCAUGAAAGAGCAGAGAGUCAUGCAAGCAAAAGUUUAGUUGAGUAUAGCAGCCAUCUAUAUUCAGUUCUGUUACACAGACAUUGCAGUACCAUCUUUUCAAUGAUUUCAGAAAUACAUCGAGAUUUAAAUCCUUUGCAUGACCUCUAAAGGAAGCGAAUUUAAUUAAUAUACUGGUCCAUUUUUAUUGAAGUCUGAACCCUUUGGUUGAUCUGUAAAGAUAAUAUGACUUUGAUAACAAACUCUCUUCUUCUCUAUUCACUAUUUUCUAAUAUAUUUAAACUACUUUACUUUAUUUCAUAACAAUUUUCAUUA